GGAGAAGAGCAGAAAAGAUAACCGCAUUUGGAAUUGAAAUCCACCCCACUGGGAAAUGUAAGAGAAUUUGAAGUGCUGAUCGUACAGUAUGAUAAGGAAAUUAAGCGAGAAUGGUCAUGGUUAUGGCUAUGCCUAUGCGAAACAAGAGCUUGUUUAAGUUUUAAGUAACUUUAAUGGAAUUAGCCAACCAAAUUAUGAGCGAUGCUACUGCUUCCUCUUUCACAAUUUCUAAAACCCACCAAGAACCCUAAUCCCUACGUCAUUGGAAAAUGCGUUUCCACAUGGGCUUCAGCUAUCAAGAAUGCCUCUUCCCCACACAAAGCCCUCGACCUCUACUCUUCAAUGCACCGCAACUCCAUCCCUGUUGAUAGCUUCUCUAUUCUCUUUACCCUUAAAUCAUGCACCCGUUUGCAGAAUCUCACUGUCAUUAAUCAUUUACAUUCGCAUGUAAUCAAAUUGGGAUUCAUUACCCAUGUCUAUGUAGCCACUUCUCUUCUUAAUGCGUAUGUGGUCACAUCCUUUAGUAAUGCAUGUCAGUUGUUCGACGAAUUGCCUGAAAGAAAUACUGUUACGUGGAGCACUAUGAUUACUGGGUAUUCAAGGUCAGGAAACAUCAAUCAAGCACGUGCCUUUUUUGAUGAAAUGCCUUUGAGGGAUGUAAGUUGUUGGUCUGCCAUGAUUUCGGCUUAUAUUAACCACGGGUGUUCGAAUAAAGGGUUAUUGCUAUUUCGAGAAAUGAUGGCUCGAGGGGAGACAAAACCAGACCAAGUGGCCAUUGGAACUGUUUUAUCUUGUUGCGUAAACAUGGGUUCUCUUGGGUUGUUGAUUGGAAAAUCACUUCAUGGCUUUACAGUAACGAAUGGAUGGGAGCUCAAUGUGGAAAUUGGUACAAUUCUUGUUGACUUGUAUGCAAAAUAUGGAUUCUUGAAGAAUGCUUUACAGGUUUUCGAUUUCAUGCAAGAAAGAAAUGUCAAGACGUGGACUGCAUUGAUAUGUGGGGCAGCACAACAUGGGUUUAGUCAAGAAGCAUUGUCCUUGUUUAAGAUGAUGCAAGAGGCAGGCAUUAGACCUAAUGAGCUGACUUUUACAGGUAUUCUUAAUGCGUGUGUUCAUUCGGGGUUGGUUGAAGAAGGUGGAAAGUAUUUCAGGAUGAUUGAAGAGUAUGGUUUGGAGGUUAAAAUUCAGCAUUACGGAUGCAUGGUUGAUUUGUUUGGUAAGGCAGGAUUAUUAGAAGAAGCUUUUGAGGUUAUUAAGACAAUGAAAUUUGAGGCUAAUAUUGUUAUAUGGGGCUCCUUUUUGUCAGCCUGCAAAGAGCAUAAGCAAUUCGACCUGGCUGAGAGAACGAUUGAUCGAGUCUUGAGGAUAAUCAAGCCAGAAAAUGGAGGCAUUUAUACUCUUAUAUGUACUUUAUAUGCUUUAAACGGGAAAUGGGAUGAUGCAGAAAGGGUUAGGAAAUUAAUGCUUGACCAGAAUGUGAGAAAAGCUAGGGGCUCGAGUUUUAUCAGAAAAGGAUUAUAAAAGGAUUCCAUCUUACAUCUUCCCGGCCCAGUAACUUGCGAAGACUAAGGAACUAGUUGCCUGAUGAUUCUUAGCUUCUAAUGGUUACUUAUCGCUUUUCUGUGGUGAGAAUCGUAAAUUCCCAACUCUCUAAGACUUUCAAACUGUCAAAUUUCUUGUGAUUCAGGUUAUACCCUGUAAUGUUUAAACUGAUUUGGUUUCUAAUAGAUAUGAUUUCUAUUGGCAUGGAUGAUUAGUUUUUUGGAAUCAAUUUCAAUGUUCAAUGUUCAAUGAAAACAUAUAAACCUUUGAUCAAAA
Messenger RNA from Jatropha curcas, 1815 nucleotides. The record is from RefSeq and is a predicted model, not a curated record. NCBI's taxonomy places the organism in Eukaryota, Viridiplantae, Streptophyta, Magnoliopsida, Malpighiales, Euphorbiaceae.